Pyricularia grisea is the source of this 1266-nucleotide messenger RNA. RefSeq lists its product as uncharacterized. Lineage: Eukaryota; Fungi; Ascomycota; Sordariomycetes; Magnaporthales; Pyriculariaceae. Bases 1 to 1266 code for a protein of 421 amino acids. The record is from RefSeq and is a predicted model, not a curated record. The transcript has 2 exons. Gene Ontology annotation, molecular function: hydrolase activity.
AUGGACACACGGCUACUUUCUUCUCUAAUAUGGUUGCUUUUGUUGUUCCAGGCAACAGGCUUACAACUAAUUGAAGAUCCGACGCAACAUUCGUUCGGCCCAAGGUCGUUACAUCAUGAUCUCAAGCUAGAUAGCCAACACCCUCUCACAAUUCAACCUGACAGUCCUCCUUAUCGUUCACGGCUUCUCGAUUUGCAUCGCUCUCUCGUGGAGAUAUCAUCCACAACGGGACAAGAGGCCGAAGUAGGGACUUUCCUCUCACACUACCUGGAAAGUCACGGGUUCGAUGUAAAACAGCAGAGUCUCUCCGUGCGGGAGGACGCCCAGGCCUCCAUUAACAAGCCCAAGCGCUUCAACAUUCUCGCUCGUCCGUCUGCAGCUCAUAGUAGCACAACCUGGAACCCUCGCCUGCUCAUCACCUCGCAUAUUGAUGUGGUGCCACCUUACAUCCCAUACUCGAUUGAUGCUGACCCAUCAGACGUUACGGACGAGACGAUAAUUCGUGGGCGCGGCAGUGCUGAUGCCAAGGGUAGUGUGGCAUCACAGAUCAUCGCAGUCGAGGAGCUUGUCCACAGAAAGCUCAUCCGCCCGGAGGAUGUGAUGCUUUUGUACGUCGUCGGCGAGGAGGUGGAUGGCGCAGGGAUGAAGCGUUUCUCCGAGUCGUUGGAGGACCCAGGCAACCCGUUUCAUGGAUUCGAGUCGGUCAUUUUUGGAGAACCCACAGAAAACAAACUUGCAUGCGGCCACAAGGGCAUUAUAGCAUGCACCAUUACCGCCACCGGCAAGGCAGGACACUCUGGUUACCCUUGGUCGGGUGAAAGUGCCAACGAAAUGCUGAUGCGAGGUUUGGUGAGAAUACUUGAUGCCGACCUUGGGAGCAGCGACAAGUUUGGCAACACUACUAUCAACGUGGGUACCCUCGCUGGUGGUAUCGCAUUCAACGUGAUUCCAGAAUUUGCGCAGUCAAAUAUCUCAGCCCGGGUAGCAAUUGGUCCUCAAGACUCAGGCCACAUUGUUGUUCGCCACAAGAUAGAGAAAAUACUGGAAAAAGAGAAUGCAGACCAUCUCAGCCUCGAAUGUUUCCAAACAACUACAGUCAACUAUGGCACAGAUAUCCCAAACCUCAAGGGCAACCACACGAGAUAUCUCUAUGGACCAGGUAGCAUUUUGGUCGCACACUCCAAAGACGAACAGCUUACUGUGGGCGACCUCGAAACUGCUGUAAAGGCAUAUCAGAAAAUUAUUUUACACGAUUUGAGUAGUUGA